Molecule: messenger RNA, 1769 nt
Organism: Rhinolophus ferrumequinum (greater horseshoe bat)
Lineage: Eukaryota; Metazoa; Chordata; Mammalia; Chiroptera; Rhinolophidae
Product: pancreatic lipase-related protein 2
Exons: 13
Coding region: 91-1500 (469 amino acids)
Biological process (GO): phospholipid catabolic process
Molecular function (GO): triacylglycerol lipase activity; glycerophospholipase activity; protein binding
Source: RefSeq, a predicted model, not a curated record
CUCUCCUCCGAGGAGUCCAAAGGAUAAAGCCUGGUUAUAAAAGGCCAUGGCCAGCCUGCUGGGCUGUGAGUGGAGCUCCACUGUCUCACAAUGCCGCCCAUUUGGAUCACCGGCUUUCUCCUGCUGACCACAGUCAGAGGGAUGGAAAUCUGCUAUAAACCUUUUGGCUGCUUUUCCGAUGAAAAACCAUGGGGCGGGACCGUUCAACGGCCUUUAAAGAUGUUUCCCUGGGCCCCCAAGGAUAUUAAAGCCCAAUUUCUUCUGUACACAAAUGAGAAUCCGAACAACUACCAACGGAUCUCUCCCACGGACCUAUCCACCAUCGAGGCUUCAAACUUCCAACUGGACCGAAAGACACGCUUCAUCAUCCACGGUUUCAUAGACAAGGGGGAGGAGAGCUGGCUGACCGACAUGUGCAAGAAAAUGUUUAAAGUGGAGGAGGUGAACUGCAUUUGUGUGGACUGGAGACAUGGCGCCCUGACAGAUUACACCCAGGCUGUGCACAACAUUCGGGUCGUUGGAGCGCAGAUAGCUUUCUUAAUACAAGGACUGUCGACCGAGAUGGGCUACGGCCCCGAGAACGUGCACCUCAUCGGCCACAGCCUGGGCGCGCACGCGGCCGCGGAGGCGGGCAGGAGGCUGCAGGGCCGCGUGGGCAGGAUCACAGGACUGGAUCCGGCAGAGCCAUGCUUCCAGGGCACUUCUGAGGAGGUUCGGCUGGAUCCAUCCGAUGCCAUGUUUGUGGAUGUGAUUCACACAGACAUUGCUCCCAUAAUUCCUUUCCUAGGUUUUGGAAUGAGCCAAAAGGUUGGCCAUCUGGAUUUCUAUCCAAAUGGAGGAAGGCAGAUGCCUGGAUGUCAGAAAAAUAUUCUUUCAACCAUUGUUGAUAUAAAUGGACUAUGGGAAGGAACCCGAGACUUUGCAGCUUGUAAUCACCUGAGGAGCUACAAGUAUUACGCAAGCAGCAUCCUCAACCCCGACGGCUUCCUGGGCUACCCGUGUGCCUCCUACAAUGAGUUUGAGGAGAAAGGCUGUUUCCCUUGUCCAGCCGAAGGAUGCCCCAAAAUGGGGCACUAUGCUGACCAAUUUCAGGGGAAAACCAGUGCUGUGGGACAAACGUUUUUCCUGAACACAGGCGAGAGUGGUAACUUUACUCGCUGGAGAUACAGGGUAUCGGUCACACUGGCUGGAAAAAAGAAAGCGAGUGGGUACAUCAGGAUUGCUUUGUAUGGAAGUAAUGGAAACUCAAAACAGUAUCAAAUUUUCAAAGGAUCCCUCAAACCAAAUGCACAACAUACGCUUGACAUUGAUGUGGACCUCAAUGUUGGAAAAAUCCAAAAGGUUAAGUUCCUCUGGAACAACCAUGUGAUAAACAUCUUCCCGGCCAAACUGGGAGCUUCCCAAAUCACAGUGCAAAGUGGUCAAGAUGGGACUAAGUAUAAUUUUUGUAGCAGUGAUACCGUGAAAGAAGACGUUUUACAAUCUCUUUACCCUUGUUAAAAAUGUGGUGCUUGCUCUUCUUGUACCUCGGUGGUAAUAAAUUUUUAUGCCCUUAGAUUGAUGUUGAAGUGCUGGUCUGACAUUCUCUGUACUCUGGGGUCACUUUUCAGAAAUGAUUUUUGGGACUGGAGCCAAGUUGGCUACAGGUAGUGCCUGAAACCUCCCACUGGCACUCCUCUGCCACCAUCUCUCUCAGGGGAAUUUGUGUGGCCUGUUCUCAUGAAUUUUAUUUCCUUCGAUAAUAAAGUCCUAUUUGAAAAGCUCAUCAU